UUUCAGUUUCCAACCAACAUAGCAAGCCAGUUGUCCAGCUGUCAAUGCAAUUAACUUUUACUUUUAAAACAAAAACAUAAAAUUCUAUUGAGCUAAUGAGUUAUCUUAAAAUGGAUCCUGGACUGACUGCAGAUCCGGACUGUUGGUACUGUCGUGAAGUUGAGGCAAAUUCCAGGCGAGCGAGACGCAUGCGAGCCAUAAAGAAUUUCUUCAAUUCAGUGCGGUCUGUGGUGGAGGCACUGGGACUUAACAAAUCAAUUUUGGAGGUGAUUAUGAUUUUGCUGCUGAUGUAUCUCAUACCGGACAGCCGCUGGGCCUAUGUAGUGCUGGCCUUGUCGAUUUUUAAGGAAUAUACGCGCUUCAAAAUUCUGAUUGCUUGCUAUAUGCUCUACAUGUCCUUGCCCACCAUAAUCAUCUGGAUGCGCGUACUGUAUGAAUAUUGUUUCCUCUGACUAUAUCACUAUCAUUACUCUGACUAUCCUCGAAAUGCAGAAUAUUGAAACUUGCAAGUGUAACAACAAUAAAAACGUAGCUGCAUUAAUAUGCAAAUUAUAUGCAUUCAAGAAUAAAA
This is a messenger RNA of Drosophila busckii, 571 nucleotides long. RefSeq lists its product as uncharacterized. NCBI's taxonomy places the organism in Eukaryota, Metazoa, Arthropoda, Insecta, Diptera, Drosophilidae. The record is from RefSeq and is a predicted model, not a curated record. Bases 96 to 452 code for a protein of 118 amino acids. The transcript is spliced from 2 exons.